This is a messenger RNA of Lobosporangium transversale, 378 nucleotides long. RefSeq lists its product as hypothetical. NCBI's taxonomy places the organism in Eukaryota, Fungi, Mortierellomycota, Mortierellomycetes, Mortierellales, Mortierellaceae. Bases 1 to 378 code for a protein of 125 amino acids. The transcript has a single exon. The record is from RefSeq and is a predicted model, not a curated record.
AUGGUAUUAAAUAAUGCGUCUCAACGAUGGCUAGCCCCGCCAGCCAUAAAUGACCAUCCAUUUGUAAAUCUCAACCCAGCCGAAGCAGCUUUACAAGAUGCGCCUCCGGCUGCUCCAUUGCUUCCACUCCUGCACCCUAUACAACCCGAAAUAAUUAUUGCCACUGGCGUCGAAGCUAACGCCAAUGAAAACACAAAUGGAACCGACGAAAGUAGCGAGGAUGGUAGUGCUGCAGGACCAUUGCCUCCAGUCUUUGCCAUGGAGGCUGAUAUUAUCGAUGCCACACGUUACGACGACGUUCAAGAUGUACUACAGCUUCCUUCUAAGCAUCAAGGCUCCUUUUAUCAAGCUCUUUCUCCUGUCUUAGAACACCAAUAA